This is a messenger RNA of Rhodofomes roseus, 2601 nucleotides long. RefSeq lists its product as uncharacterized. The record is from RefSeq and is a predicted model, not a curated record. NCBI's taxonomy places the organism in Eukaryota, Fungi, Basidiomycota, Agaricomycetes, Polyporales, Fomitopsidaceae. The coding region runs from base 1 to 2601 and encodes 866 amino acids. The transcript has 4 exons.
AUGGACCAGGACCUGCCUGGAAUCCAGCCUCAUGAUGAGGAGUUCUUGUUUCACGAGCCCUUUGUAGUACGGUUUGGUGGCCAAGCAGGAGCCACGGUCACCGAACCCAACCCUGCCAACGCUGAGAACCCUUUUGCCCUCUACGAGGCAGGCCUGGCCGAUGUCUCGGAAACUAAUGUCUACGCCCCGUUCGCCUCAAUGAUGGACUGGCGCAUUGCCCAAUGGGCCAAGACGCGAGGCCCCUCCUCGGGCAGCGCAUUCAAUGAGUUCCUGACUAUUGACGGGGUUUUAGACAGACUCGGCAUCUCAUUCAAGAACACCAAGGAGCUGAAUAAGCUCAUCGACGCCGGCCUACCUAAGCGACCCAAGUUUAUUCGCGAAGUCCUCGAGGUCGAUGGAGAACAGUACGAUUUUUGGGUGCGAAACACUAUGGAGUGCAUUCGCGUGCUCUUCGGUUCGUCUGAUUGGGCCGCGAAUCUCCUUGUGGCGCCCGAGAAACACUACGUCGAUCAGUCGAAGACAACACGAGUGUAUGGAGACAUGCAUACCGGCAAUUGGUGGUGGCGCCUCCAGCGCAAAAUCGAAUGCAAGACGCCUGGUGCCACGGUCGUACCUCUCAUCAUCUCCUCCGACAAAACACAGCUCACCCAGUUCCGCAAUCGUGCGUGUUACCCUCUAUAUAUGACAAUCGGGAACAUUCCGAAGGAGAUCCGCCGCAAAUCCAGUAGGCAGGCGCAACUCCUCGUUGGCUAUCUCCCGGUGACUCGACUCUCCCACAUCAAGCAAGACGAAACUCGCCGGCGGGCCAACAGCAAUCUGUUCCAUUCGUGUCUACGCCUCGCUCUCGCGCCUACUCGGCAACCUGGACGACAAGGCACCGUGAUGACCACGGGUGACGGUACUGCCAAACGCUGCCAUCCAAUCCUCGCCGCCUACGUCGGAGACUACCCAGAGAUAGUGUGUGUCACCGGUGUGAAGAACGGCGAGUGUCCAGCUGGAGUCGUGGACCCGGACAUGUUAGGAGAGGCUGUUGGUUGCACCGCGCGUGACCUCAACGACAUCUUGGAAGCCCUCGAGACGUUUGAGCGAACGGGAUCUGCAGUCGAGCACAUCCUCGCAUGCCAGGCCGCAGGUAUCAAGCCGCUGACCGACCCAUUCUGGCAAGGACUCCCCUACGUCAACAUCUAUCUCUCGUUACCCCCCGACAUCUUGCAUCAACUCUACCAAGGCAUGGUGAAGCACGUUGUCGCAUGGCUCAAGUCGGCAUACGGAGCCCGCGCCAUCGACGCCCGGUUCCAAGCCCUUCCUCCUAACCACAACCUCCGACACUUUUCGAAGGGGAUCUCACAUCUGUCGCGCGUGUCUGGCACAGAACAUCAAGAUAUCUGCCGAGUUCUCCUGGGGGCCAUCAUCGACCUCCGCUUACCUGGAGGUCGUAACCCAGCUCGUCUCAUUCGCGCUGUGCGCGCUCUCCUCGAUUUCGUCUAUCUCGCCCAACUCCCUGCUCAUACAUCUACGACACUUGGACAGCUCGACAACGCCCUCGUCCGGUUUCAUGAAAACAAAGCGGUGUUUGAAGACCUCGGCAUUCGGAGCCACUUCAAUUUCCCAAAGCUUCACUCACUUCAGCACUACGUGUCAGGGAUUCAGCUGUUUGGGACCGCUGAUGGCACAAACACUUCAGCGUCCGAACACCUCCACAUCUCACUGGCGAAGGAGCCGUGGCGUAAGUCCAACCGAAAGGAUGAAUACCCGCAGAUGACCACCACCGUUGUUCGCCUCGAACAGAUCCACGCCCACGCGCUGUACAUUCAAUGGCGCCUCGACGGCCGACCCAACAUCGCCACUGUGCCCACCCACAUUCCUCAUAAGCCCCACCACCAUCUCACGCGCCAUCCGACACGCAAGUCCGUCCCGUUUGCUGCUGUCGACUCGCGAUAUGGAGCCUCCAACUUUGAGCACGUCCUCAAGGAGUUCAUCGUAAGUUACAAGCAUCCUGAUCUGUCCGGCCGCGAGCUCGCGGAUCACGUCGCUGUGUACGACCUCCCUUUCCGCGCGGUCUCAAUCUGGCACAAGAUCAAAUUCUGGAACCAAGAUGCAUUCCAACGUCGGAGCGCACCUGAAACCUUGGAUACCCUCCAUGCACGACCAGGAUACCGGGAUACCCAAGGCCGACUGGUUGCUGGAAGAUUCGACACCGCCCUUGUCAAUGAGAGGGAGGGUGGGCAUAUAGGAGUCACUGGAUAUCGUGUGGGCCAGGUUCGCGCGAUAUUCUCCCUGUCAAAGAAAGCCCACCAGAACGUAUUCCAAGACCAUCCCGACGCGCCCUCCCAUUUCGUCUACCUGGAGUGGUUCAGUCGCUUCAAGCCACGUCCCGAGCCCAACCAUCUCUUCUACCGCAUACAGCGACCGCGUACGCAAGACGGUGAACGUUUUGCUGCAAUCGUACCUUUGGAGAGCUUGCAUCGCAGUGCUCAUCUCAUACCAAAGUUCGGGGCUGUGCAGCCUCCGGAGUGGACGAGCGACAACGUUCUUGAGCUCUGCGAGACGUUCUACGUUAACUCGUUCACGGACAGGCACACGUACAUUACCGUAGUCUAA